Molecule: messenger RNA, 4518 nt
Organism: Triplophysa dalaica
Lineage: Eukaryota; Metazoa; Chordata; Actinopteri; Cypriniformes; Nemacheilidae
Gene: slc43a2a
Product: solute carrier family 43 member 2a
Exons: 15
Coding region: 256-1977 (573 amino acids)
Biological process (GO): transmembrane transport; neutral amino acid transport
Molecular function (GO): neutral L-amino acid transmembrane transporter activity; L-amino acid transmembrane transporter activity
Source: RefSeq, a predicted model, not a curated record
AGGAAGCAGCCAAUGGGGAAGUUGGCUUGUUUUUGUGAAGCAAGCGGUGCAAAUAUAAAAUCAGGAAUAAGCGAUGUUGGAAAAUAAAUUGAUGUAUGAACAUAAACCAACGAGUGAAAUCGGCAUCAGGUUGUUCAUACCUUACCUGACGUUACUCUGAACGAGCCGAAGCGACGAUCUAGAGAAGGAUUCUGAUAAACAGGGUUUACCAAAGUUUAGGGGGAUUUCCUCUAUUUUAGCAGAUCUCCUGCAGUUAUGGCUCCCUCGCUGGCCACUGCCUUCUCCAGGCGCUGGUGGAUGGCAAUUACUGCGGUUAUUGAAAGCCUGCUGUUUUCUGCUGUGCUUCUCGGAUGGGGCUCGCUGCUCAUUAUGCUGAAAUCAGAGGGCUUCUACUCCUUCCUCUGCAUAGAGCCAGGUAACAGUACAGGGCAGAAUGCAUCUGACAAUGAAAAUAGUACAACAAGCCCGUCAGAGGAGUUUCUUCGGAUGAAAGGCUGGCCCAUCUGCAAAGAACAAGACGAGAUGCUGAACCUGGCGUUCACCAUCGGCUCCUUCCUCCUCAGCGCCAUAACGCUGCCUCUUGGCAUAAUCAUGGACAAAUACGGCCCACGCAAAUUGCGUCUGCUCGGCAGUGCCUCCUUUGCUCUCUCCUGCAUCCUGAUUGCAUACGGAGCCAGCAAUCCAGGAAGUCUCUCCAUCCUGAUCUUUUUCGCCCUGGCGCUGAAUGGGUUCGGAGGCAUGUGCAUGACCUUCACCUCGCUCACGCUUCCCAACAUGUUUGGGGAUCUCCGAUCGACUUUUAUUGCACUCAUGAUUGGCUCGUACGCCUCAUCAGCAGUCACCUUCCCUGGAAUAAAGGUGAUCUAUGAUCUUGGUAUUGACUUUAUCACGAUCCUGCUGGUGUGGGCUAGCUGUGCCGGUCUGGUCUUCAUCAAUUGCUUCUUCAACUGGCCGCUCGAACCCUUUCCUGGACCAGAGGACAUGGAUUACACCGUGAAGAUCAAGUUCAGCUGGCUGGGCUUUGACCAUAAGAUCACAGGGAAACAGUUCUACAGGCAGGUGACCACGGUGGGUCGGAGGUUGAGUGUGGGCAAUUCCAUGAAAAACCAACCUAAACAGCUGGCCACGCAGGAGGGCAAUAAACUCUGCCUAUCCACCCUUGAUCUAGAGGUCCAGUGCAAACCAGAAGAGGAAUCCCAGUCCUUCAUGAAGAGCAUCUUCAGCCCCAUAUUCAUGCUCAGCCUCAUCACAAUGUGCGUGACUCAGCUCAGACUCAUCUUCUACAUGGGGGCCAUGAACAAUAUCCUAGAAUCUCUUGCUGGUGGAGACCUAAACAAAGUGGAGAGAAUGGAAAUGGUGAGCACGUACACAUCUAUCUUCGGGGUGCUGCAGUUACUCUGCCUCAUGACGGCCCCUGUGAUUGGUUGCAUUAUGGACUGGAGGCUCAAAGAGUGCGAGGACGGUAAUGAGAAACACGUGGCGAAGGAACCUGCUCAACCAAAGACACGUGACAAACAGAUCCAGAAGAUCACCAAUGCCACCCGUGCGUUCAUCUUCACUAACCUGCUGAUGGUCGGCUUUGGGGUGACCUGCCUGGUGCCCAACCUUCCUCUACAGAUUUUGUCAUUUGUGCUGCACACCAUCGUGAGAGGGUUUAUUCACUCUGCAGUAGGAGGGUUGUACGCUGCAGUAUACCCCUCCUCUCAGUUUGGCAGUCUGACGGGAAUGCAGUCUCUUAUUAGUGCACUUUUCGCAUUACUGCAGCAGCCUCUGUUCAUGGCCAUGAUGGGGCCGCUGGAUGGAGAUCCACUUUGGGUGAACGUGGGCUUACUGGUCCUGAGCAUGUUGGGAUUCUGCCUGCCCAGCUAUCUUCUGUGCUUUGGCAGGCAGCUGCGCAGACAGAAGAAGGAACGCGAAGAAGACCCCAAGAUCUACGUCCAGAUCAACAACAGCGCCAACGCAGAGGCCUUCGUCUGAAUCUGAUGCGCAGACGACAGCAGUCCGCUACAGAGAGCAGGAGGAAGGGGGGAAGAAGGGAGAGAGGACUUAAAGUCACUAGAGGAGUGAGAAUAUCUCCCUGUUUCCUCUAUCCGACUCCAAGCACGACACUUGCAUUGACACACACACAUCUUCAACAGGCACAGUAACAGCCAAAGCGACCCAGAGUUUCACACCGUGCCACAAAAACACACGUUUACUUCCUAGAAAUGGAUUGAAGGAACACUGUGAAGGCUAGCAAGACACGCCCUCUUUUAUCUCAUGCAGACGGCACACCAAUGAAAACAAUGCCCUUGUGUUGAAAACAGACAAAGAUAACAUCUAGACUUGAUGUACUGCCUGACAAGAAAAGAAAAGGGGGACAUUACCCUUAUCCUUUUCAUGGUGAUAUUUUCUUACUUUUUUGUUGUUGUAGAAAGGUGAUACAAAAGACAAAGCAUUCAAAUCAUCAGGUGUGAGGUCAUCCUGACUGUUCUUCAGCACGGUAUUACAUAUGUAUCACUAGUGUUAGCUUUAUGGCCAGUAUUCAAGCUUAUUUCUAACAAAGAAUUAUGCACCCAAAUUUAAAUGAACUCAUAUAUUUAGUCAGUAUGAGGACUCACAAUGCAUCUGAAAUGGAAGAUGAAAGCAUCUCGUUUUCUUUUCUUUCAUCAGAUGAGCUCAACACUAAUAAGUGCAAACCCCAGCAGACAGUGACAAGCGUCUGUAAGAAUUAACUCAACCUUCAAACAGAAAACUCUGCACAUUUUCUUAAGUGUAGAGGGCUGUGUUAAAAUUUCUGGGAAGGUCAUGGAGGGACCUUAGUAGACCCCCUACAUCACGGAUCUCCAAACAGAUUUCCUGGUUGUCUCAUUGCAUGUGUGCAGUCUGCAAUGAGAGACUGCCCCGUAGACACAGAUUCAUUGAUGUGAAUGCCCGAACGCCAGAUUUCACAUCUUAAUCUCAUAUGCCAGCAUGGGCAUGAACAUGCAGCUUUUUCUAAAGUGGGCUGACUUUCAAAACAUGGCUAUUAAUAAACACAAUUGUUCUUUGAGAUUUUGAUAUCUUUUGCUUGGCAUGUGACGCUUGAUUCAGUAGAAAGAUAUUGAACAUUUCAGUCCAUUCAGAAUGUUACAGAAGUCUUGUGGGUCUAGAUAAAGACUGGAUUUGGGAUACGCAUCUCAUUUAGUUCGCAAGUGACGGAUCUUCACCAGCAAUUGAUCAUACCAUUUACCCGAAAGUGUUUCCUAUUCUAGUUACCUAUACUGUACAACUGGCUGGGCUUCACUCAAACACAAAACAGUGUGUCCGUAUAACGUUGAAUGACUUUCUUUGUUUCAAUUCAAACAAUCAGGGUGUUCCUUAAAAGUAUUGAUUCGUUUAAGAUUCCUUCAACAAGUAGAGAAAGAGAUUAGGGUAAAUCAUAAAUGCCAUUUUCUUAUUUAUCUUGCACUAUAGUAAAUAUGGAUUUACAGUUAUAGGUGCUUACGUUUGCCAUUACAGUGUUUUCUGUUUCAACCUCAUGCACACACAAAACAGUAUUUUAGCCAUACCAUGUACGCGAUUGUUGUGUAUGAUCUCAAUAGUUCUGGUGUGAUUACAGUUUAUUUAAGGUGCUUAAGCAUCAGGAAAACAACAGUUUUCUGUAUUGCUCAAGGCAAGCAGUGGCCGUUUAGUUGCCCCAUAACUGUACUGUAGAUGAUGAAAAGAGCUUGAAUUUAAUUGAUAAAGGGAGAUUUUUGAGACAUGCUCUCUUUGGGUAAUCCAUGUUCUUGUAGCUAAUGAUGGAUAUUUGCAGUCAGCGUUGUGUACAUCACAAAAUAUAUUUUUAGCAAAUUCAUUUCAUGGAAACAAAAAAGCAUUCCGGAAAGUUUGUAUUCGGAGGCAUACCAAGUCUUCUUUUUUAUAUAUACAAGCACCAACAAACGCACAGUUGCUAUUGUCGCCAUCAAGAGGAACACCUGCCCUCUUUGUUUCAGUUUGUGUGAAUAUUUUGUCAGAGCUGAAGCUUGAGGUGUCCUGGAUGGACUGCAUUGGCUUUAACAUGAAAUUGCAAGUGAAUACCACUCAGAUGCAGUACUGUAUUACGCAUAAUGAAUGUUUGCCCUCCGAAUGAGAGAAGUAGCACUUUUUUUCUCACUGCCAUACCUUAAAUUUUCAUUUAUUUCAAUACUACCAUGUUUUUUUGUUUUUAUUCCCCAUUGUAUGUUUAUUAUUGAGGAUACUGUCUAUACAGAGAUGAGUGCAGGAGUCUGGUGCAAAGAUCAGAUGCAACGCAAAUGCUUUCUCACUGAAUUUUAUUGUAUCACUUAUUGUUGACUAUUUUGUUGAUUUUUCUUUUUGAACACAUGUUUUCUUGUUAUAUGUAUUACUUUUUCACUUUCGUGAGUGUUUAAAUAUUGUAUUUCACUUUUGGGUUACUUUUAUCGCUCUAUAGCAACUGAUGACUUUUUUUUUAUUUGAACAAUUGUACCAAUAAUUACAGGUAGGGGCCUAUCAGAUAUGUGAAAAUGAAAUAAAAUCAGAUUCAUUUGUAUGAAA